GCAAGACACACGUAUAUAUAUAGGUGGGCAAGAUACGUCUUUACGUCAUCAAACGUGGACAGGAAGUAAUCUGAAGCAUUGGACAUCAUGGCAGAAUACACAGACCCACACGACGAUAGAGCUGCCGAGGAGAUGCCGGAACUCUCUGAUGGAGAUGAUGACGCUGAUGAUGACCAGUGGCAGUGGAUGGAGGAAGGCAAUCAGCCAGUUACUUGUCUGUUCUGUGACAGAUUGCUAAGCUCUGUAGCCGCCACCCUGCAGCAUUGCACAGCUGAACACCAGGUCAACCUUGCAGAUGUAAUAAGAAAACACAGAUUAGAUGAUUAUGGCUACAUAAAAAUGAUCAACUUCAUACGGUCAACAAAAUGUAGCUCAUCUUGCCUGUCAGGGCUGCCAGAUGGCCCCCUACCCUGGGAGAGUGAAGACUUCUUGCGACCAGUGUUGCAGGAUGACCCGCUUCUUCAAACGGACCCUGAGGAGCUCUGUAGCGGUGAGGGGACGUGCUCGUCAACAUGUCCGUCGUCCAGAGCUGAGCCUCACGAUGUCCUCCUGCACAAGGCACAAGCUGCUGAGGAGAGAGCUCGCUGUUCAGAAGAGGCACUGGCUAGAGCCAUGGAGGAUCUACACAAACUCAAGCUCCUGGCCCAGGGUUUGGUGCUGAAUGCAGAAACCAGUAAACCCAGUAACCUGGGCACUGUGGCUGAGCUUCGUGAGGAUGAGGACGAGGCCUACUUUAGCUCCUACGGUCAUUAUGGCAUCCACGAGGAGAUGCUGAAGGAUAAAGUGCGCACAGAGAGUUACCGUGACUUCAUGUACAGCAACCCUGAAGUGUUCAGGGACAAGGUGGUGCUUGAUGUGGGCUGCGGGACUGGCAUACUGUCCAUGUUUGCUGCCAGAGCCGGGGCCAAAAAGGUUCUUGCAGUGGACCAAUCAGAAAUCAUCUAUCAGGCCAUGGACAUCAUCAGGUCCAAUCAGCUGGAGGACAAGAUUACUCUGAUCAAAGGCCGCAUUGAAGACAUCAAGCUCCCUGUGGAGAAGGUGGACAUCAUUGUCUCCGAGUGGAUGGGUUACUUCUUGCUGUUCGAAUCCAUGAUGGACUCUGUCCUGUAUGCCAGAGACCUUUACUUGGCUGAUGGUGGCUCAGUUUACCCAGAUGUUUGUAGCAUCAGCCUGGCAGCUGUUGGAGAUAAACUGAAGCACCAAGACCGUAUUGCAUUCUGGGACGAUGUGUUUGGCUUCAACAUGGCAUGCAUGAAGAAGGCUGUGGUGCCCGAGGCUGUGGUGGAAGUAGUGAGAGCAGACACACUUAUUUCUGAACCUACAGUCAUACAGACCUUUGACUGUAACAGUGUGUGCUUGUCAGAGCUGGAGUUUACAUCAACUUUCUGCUUGAAGAUAACAAACAGCACAGACUGCACGGCAAUUGUCGGCUACUUUGACAUUUUCUUUGACAAAGGCUGCAGCAACAAGGUGAUGUUCUCCACAGGUCCUCAGGUCACAAAGACACACUGGAAGCAGACUGUCUUCCUUUUAGAGAGGCCCGUGUCUGUUCAAGCCGGGGAGGAGCUGCAGGGAAAGAUCAGCGUGCGUAAAAACAAGAAGGAUCCUCGUUCGCUGUUGGUCACCAUCGACCUCCGAGACAGGAAACAGACUUACAGCCUGCAGUAACGUUAGCCAUCACAUGAUGCAGCCAACCAAUUUAGUUACCUUUUUUUUUUUCUUCUUCUUUUUUUCAUCUAUGCGCACAUUUAAAACAAAACACAAUUAAAUACUUGAUUUUAAUAUUAGAAAUGCUGGUUUGUGUCUAUUUUUUUAAACUAUCAUAUGACAUCUUCUUUUUGUUGAUGUGUUUAGAUGAUGAUGUAUUAAAACCAGUGAUCUGAGUC
Messenger RNA from Melanotaenia boesemani (Boeseman's rainbowfish), 1886 nucleotides. It is a transcript of the gene prmt3, whose product is annotated as protein arginine methyltransferase 3. Gene Ontology annotation, biological process: peptidyl-arginine methylation. The transcript is spliced from 16 exons. Gene Ontology annotation, molecular function: protein-arginine N-methyltransferase activity. Gene Ontology annotation, cellular component: nucleus. Bases 88 to 1668 code for a protein of 526 amino acids. Lineage: Eukaryota; Metazoa; Chordata; Actinopteri; Atheriniformes; Melanotaeniidae. The record is from RefSeq and is a predicted model, not a curated record.